AUGAAUCAACGCGCUGAAGAUGCCGAAUUUGACGUCGCUUAUGCGGGCGUCAUCUCUGAUGUAAGCUUCGUGUCCAUAGAUCCUAGCGGACGUAGCGACCUGUUGAAGAUCAUCGACCAAGCGCAGAGCAGCGGAUCGAUCGCACCCAUGCACUGCCUCCAGCCAGACUCGCACCGGAUCAGCAUCGCUCGACACCAUGUUCAUGUGAAGGCGGCCGCCAGUCAGCAAAUUGAGCUAAGGGUUCCACUGCAUAUCAUCGCUUCUAUUGGCUACAUUCAAGAGGACAGCAUUCAUAUCAUUUGCAUCAAUAUCGGUCCCGAUCCGCGGAAUCGACAGGUCCGUGACCUUGUCGUUCUCGUCGCGCCGAACAAGAUCGUAUCCGAGGAUGUAUGUAAUGUGCUGAACAGUCGAUUCCAAGCUGUAUAUCGAGAAGCUGUUGUCAGCCUGACGGAUAGGAAGUCGUUUAAGAGCUCGUUUCCUCCACCGACAUCACAAAAUUCCGCUGGAAGAGGACGUGGUUCCUUGCCUCAAGAAAGUGCGGAAACAAAAACCUCACUUUACACUACAAGCGAUUCAAACAACGAUGCUGUCAGCGAAUACUUAGCACUGGCGUCGUCGAGCUUAAAUGAAAUGGAAUUUCGCGAGUACGCUGAAUUAUUACACCGCUCGAAGCAUGGGGAACUUCCGCUGAGGGAACUGGCUCAUAAACUCAUGGAACUCUUCGGUCCACGGAGGAAACAUCUACUCACACGGCUGCACUUGUUGAUUCGGGACGAGGAUCAAAGUGAAUUCCGAGAGUUCCUUGAACUGCACAAUAUUACGGAUUCGGACUCUGUGUAA
Molecule: messenger RNA, 840 nt
Organism: Necator americanus (New World hookworm)
Lineage: Eukaryota; Metazoa; Nematoda; Chromadorea; Rhabditida; Ancylostomatidae
Exons: 9
Coding region: 1-840 (279 amino acids)
Source: RefSeq, a predicted model, not a curated record